GGGGAGGGGUGCCCUUAAUUACUGCUCUGGGAAAACAGGGGGUAAGCCCGGACUGUUUGGGGGCAGACUGAGAAGCAGGAUCGCCGUCUUGGAGCCAAGAGCUGGAGGGAUUUACCCGAGGGAAGAAGGUUGAAGAAAAGAAGGAAGGAGCCCAUUCGUGGGGUUCCUGAGAAAGCCCAACAAUUGGGGGAUUGCCCGAGAACGAGAAACUCACCCAGGAUCGCGGGGCAGGUGAGCCAGGGGCCAAGGGUGUCAGUUCUCGGAAGGAGGUGACCCCGGGCGCCCCGGCCCGAGGACCUGGGGAUGCUGCUGCCCGGGGUAAGGACCACGAGGUGGCCCUGGACAGGAGCGGCCGGGAAAUCGCUGCUGAUUUACUGCCCGACGUCUCCCCGCUUUGGUGGAGCUGGAAGCCGAAUAAAAGUCCAAGGAGGAGUGAGUGGGAGCAAGAAACUAGAGUGUGUCUAGUGCUAAAAGGAAGGAACCAGCCCAAGGAGGGUGAAGAAAAAGCAGAAUGCAUAAUUAUCCCCUCUCCAGGGGACAUUCUGGAGCAAAGUUCCUGAGGAGGUGGAAGGGCGAGCCACCUGGGCUGAGGAAUUACCUUUACACCUGAGGAGGAGAGUGUGUGUUACCUGAGUUGGCCCAGAGCAAAAAGAUGAAUCUCUUGAGAAUCCGCAAACCUCAGGCCAUUCGUAAAGCUUUCCCAAAGGAGAAGUUUGAAUUGUUUUUCUUCUUUGAAAAUUUUAUAGGACGCGCGAUUUAAUUUGUGACAGGUUUAAAGCCCACUUCGAAAACUAAGCAAAUGCCAAGACAUUGAGUCUGAUCCGCUCUCCUGUUCCAUCCCAGAAGAACAAUGAGAGAUUCCCAGGGAGACGUUCUUGCCUAGUGUGGACUCUGAGCUCUUGGAGCAGCAUCUGGCAGUCUGCAGACCCACCGCGUGUCAAGGACAGACCUAGGCCGCGCGCCCGGGGCGUCAUGGUCCACCUGCAGGCCUCCGAAGUGCAGCAGCUGCUCCAUAACAAGUUCGUGGUCAUCCUGGGCGACUCCGUCCAGAGGGCCGUGUACAAGGACCUGGUGCUCCUGCUGCAGAAGGACUGCCUGCUCACGACCAACCAGCUCAAGGCCAAGGGGGAGGAGACGUUCGAGAAGGACGAGCUGGUGGACGGAGGCCAGAUGGGCCCCAUGCACAACGGCGUCCAGUACCGGGAGGUCCGCCAGUUCUGCGACGCCCACCACCUGGUGCGCUUCUACUUCCUCACGCGCGUGUACUCCAGCUACCUUGAGAGCGUCCUGCAAGAGCUGCAGGGCAGCGAGCACGGCCCCCCGGACGUGGUCAUCAUGAACUCCUGCCUCUGGGACCUCUCCAGGUAUGGCCCUGACUCCUGGCGGAGCUACCGGGAGAACCUGGCGAGCCUGUUCCGGCGCCUGGGCCAGGUCCUGCCCGAGUCGUGCCUCCUGGUCUGGAACACGGCCAUGCCCGUGGGCAAGCAGAUCACUGCGGGCUUCCUGCCGCCCGACCACCAGCCCGGCGACGGCUCCCUCAUCGAGCGCGUCAUCGAAGCCAACUUCUACAGCUCCGCCGAGGCCAAGAGGCACGGCUUCGACGUGCUGGACUUGCACUUCCACUUCCGCCACGCGGGCCAGCACCUGCAGCGCGACGGGGUGCACUGGGACGAGCGCGCGCACCGCCACCUGUCGCAGCUGCUGCUGGCGCACUUGGCCGACGCCUGGGGGGUGGAGCUGCCCCGGCGCGACCACGUGAGCACGUGUGUCAGGGCCCGCCCCGGGUUCCCUGUGCGGGGACGCGCGCCCCCCCGCGCCAGGUGCUACCCCCUGCUGCCCACGCCCCCGCCGCCCCGGCCCUUUCCUCUCCCCCAGCCCAGGCCGCCGUACCUGUGCGGUCCCCAGGAUGCUUACUUUUCCUCCGGCCCGUCUUUCCAGUCGGAUGAGUUUUCCUCCAACUACUUCCAUUCAGAUGUCCCCUUCCCUGCCCAGAUGGGCUUUUCCUUUGAGGAUGACUUUAUGAUGGAUGCCCGGCCCCCUGGGCCUCCUGGGCCUCCUGGGCCUCCUGGGCCCCCUUUCCCCUUACCCUACCUGCAGCGAGCCCCUGUGGUCCACAGGGGUGUCCCCCGCUAUGCACCGCGUGGCCCCUACGGGCCCUGGGGUGGGCGGCCCAGACCUUCCAGGAGGCGGGCCCAUUCCCGCCCACAGCCAAGGCCUCAGUAACCUGCCCGCGGCCUUUCUCCCCCUGGUGUCCGUGGACUGGACACAUCCCCCCGCCACCCCGAAAACAGACUGAUCCGGUUAACUCAAGCCCACAGUGCGUGCCUGGACUUCUUUCUGGUCUUUGCGGUCGCUGAUAACUGCAGGGAAGGGCAGGCAGUCUCACACACCCAGGUUUGUUGACUACCCCCCUCUUCCCCUACUCUCUGGGGGGUGACCAAGCAUUAUUCCCGCCUCCCCACUCCCUGUCCUCUUUUGUCUUUUUGUAAACAGAACUUUGAAAUAAAGAAGUUGUUUCACUAAAAGUA
Molecule: messenger RNA, 2528 nt
Organism: Canis lupus familiaris (dog)
Lineage: Eukaryota; Metazoa; Chordata; Mammalia; Carnivora; Canidae
Gene: PCED1B
Product: PC-esterase domain containing 1B
Exons: 5
Coding region: 973-2223 (416 amino acids)
Source: RefSeq, a predicted model, not a curated record